GCCCUCGGUUGUGAUGUUCCGCUGGCCCACUACAAAACGAUGGGCUGCACACCGGUCGGCAACACGAGCACAACCGGCUGCCCGGAACGUUACGAGUGUCCCUCGUUGAGCGCACACGAUAAUGCAAAGUGUUACUUCAACGGCAAAACGUACAGCAUCAGCGAGUCGGUGCCGGACGAAGAGGUGGCCCAGUUUUGUUCCGUCCUAUGCUACUGCCGUGGCGCCACCCCGUUUGCCAAGUUCCGCUGCGUUCACGUCGAUUGUCCGGAAUUUUUCCACCGAUUCGAUCACGAAAAUUGUCUGCGGCAGUACAAGAAGAAGAAGUGCUGCGCGGCGGGCUCCGUGUGCGGCGCCGAGCGCGACAAGCUGGCCACGUGCGAGCUGGAGAAUGAGAUCUACCGGGAGGGUCAGCGCAUUCACUUCAAGGACAACAAGUGCCGCAGUUGCCUUUGCACGAAGGGCUUCAACGCGAGCGCCAUCGACAGCGAUCCGAGCUGUUACGACACGAUCUGUGGCUUCGAGCUGUUCGAGGAGAAGCACGUGUAUGGUGGCGGCGCGCCGGUGUACAAGGCCGAUCGCUGCUGCCCGUGGGAAUGGCGUCUGCCUCAAGAGACGGACAAAAUCGUGAAGGGCAGUAAGCCGACCGCAGAUUCACAGGGGCAGUGUAAGUACGGGAAGCUAACACUCAACGUUGGCGACUCCUUGGACAUCUCGCAGCUUACUGGGGAAGGUCAGAAAAUGGCUUGCACGUGUGCGAUUCCACCCUUAGUGCAUUGUGUGCUAAAGUGAAGCGGGAUAAUCGAAAAGGGUCAAAAUGACAACAAUAAACUCUUUGCAUUACAUUUAUUAUAACACGCUGCACAUAACGGUUAUUAGGUUACGUGAUAUUGGUAGAUCAACAAUA
Messenger RNA from Anopheles cruzii, 904 nucleotides. RefSeq lists its product as uncharacterized. The record is from RefSeq and is a predicted model, not a curated record. The coding region runs from base 40 to 789 and encodes 249 amino acids. The transcript has 3 exons. NCBI's taxonomy places the organism in Eukaryota, Metazoa, Arthropoda, Insecta, Diptera, Culicidae.